AUGGCACACUGCGUCGAAAACAUUCUCACACAAACUCCGUACUCCACAACAACUGGAAUGAAAGAAAUAGUCGAUCUCUACCAAGAAAUGCCGAGACAUGAAAGAGAAACAGUAACUCAACAAGCGAUCGAAAACACCAUCAACAAGUACGACCUCCGUAGAUCCGAAUACACACUUGAAAUAAUGGACUUGUCAGAUCAAGUGCGAGAAAAUGAAUACUCCAAAAUCGUCCGUAUGAUCAACAACCAAUAUGGAUUACUAGAACAAAAGGAGAAAGAUGACAACAUAUUCUACAUCCACCUACUCUGCGAAAUCCAAGAGAUUCCGUAUUGA
Messenger RNA from Caenorhabditis angaria, 333 nucleotides. The record is from the annotation of a GenBank genome assembly. Lineage: Eukaryota; Metazoa; Nematoda; Chromadorea; Rhabditida; Rhabditidae.